UGUUUUUAUUAAUUAUAAUAAAGAGAAAAUGUGCCUUUUGAAACGGUUUGGGUGAAUAGGCAAUGGCCUUAACCCUCCACUCCUGGCUCCCACCCUCAUCUUCAUUAUUUAUUUUUUCUUCUCUCUGCCCUUCCAUUGUGGUUGUGCUCUUUCUCUUUUUCUCUCUUGGCAAGAAACAAGAAAAGCAAGCCAUGUUGGAAGAAUCAAUGUCGACUGCUGGACCGUCCAUCUGGGCUUCCAUAUUCAGCUGGUUUACUCCAACUGUUUUCUUUGUAUUCCUCAAUCUUACAAUUGGUACCAUUUAUCUUACUUCCAGCUUGGCUUCCAACAAGCCUGGUGUUGGGGAAGGGCAGAGACAGGAAGGAGAAGAAACCCCAAAACUUGUUAGACAUCCCUCUGUGUUACAGAGGCUGAAAUCUAUCAACUUGUCUCCUUAUAGAUCCCAGGAACCUGUUAGCACUACUGUCACUGCCUAUGAGAGAAUCCCAGAUGUGGAUGAUGCUCAUUUCUCUUUUCAACAACAAACCCCUGAGCAAGACCAGAGGCAGCAACAGCCUUCCAUCUUUAGAUCUCCUUCCGUUUUGCAAAGGCUUAAGUCUGUUAACCUCUAUAGUUACUUGUCUCCAGAGCGGACCACCGUUCACAAAAACCAAGAAAUUUACACCCAUUACACUCCAGCGCAAGCCCGUGAGGAAGAAGAAGAACAACAAAAGCAAGAAUCUGAAGAAGAACAAGAAAACCAAGGAGGGCUGAAGGAAGAAGUAAUAGAAGAGGAAGAGGAGAGAAUCCAAGGUCAAGAGCGAACCCUUGAUGAAAUAUUCAGUCAGCUGAAGGAUGGUCAUGUUAGGAGGACCAAAUCCGACACCAAACCAUCAUCUGGGGAGAUACCAACUAAGCUGCCAAAGAAUAUGAGGAAAUCAGCUAGCGUUAAAUCGGCCUUUUCACAUUUUGAGGAAGAGGACAUCGUGGAAACUCGUCGGCCAGCUACUGUGAGGGAAGGCAAGGCUAAAGCCACAGAGGAGGAUGAGGAGGUGGACGCCAAAGCUGAUGAUUUUAUCAACAAGUUUAAGCAGCAGCUGAAGUUGCAGAGGAUUGAUUCCAUCCUUAGGUACAAGGAGACAGUGAAUAGAGGGAGUGGACGGUGAGGUAAAUUUCAAAUUUUUCUUAGGGGAAGGUUAGGUUGCCAUCCCUUUCUUGUUUUUUUCUUUUUGGUUAAUUUCGGGGGUUUAAUUAUUGGGGUGUAAUGUACGUGUAGAUCUACUGCUAGUAUUGUUUACGUCUGUUGAGCCUUCAGUUCAAAAUAUGGAACUUUCAUUUCAUUUCUGGUUU
Molecule: messenger RNA, 1329 nt
Organism: Theobroma cacao (cacao)
Lineage: Eukaryota; Viridiplantae; Streptophyta; Magnoliopsida; Malvales; Malvaceae
Product: bromodomain protein (DUF761)
Source: RefSeq, a predicted model, not a curated record